Calliphora vicina (urban bluebottle blowfly) is the source of this 2880-nucleotide messenger RNA. It is a transcript of the gene rt, whose product is annotated as Protein O-mannosyltransferase rt. The record is from RefSeq and is a predicted model, not a curated record. Bases 32 to 2722 code for a protein of 896 amino acids. Lineage: Eukaryota; Metazoa; Arthropoda; Insecta; Diptera; Calliphoridae. Gene Ontology annotation, cellular component: endoplasmic reticulum; membrane. The transcript is spliced from 4 exons. Gene Ontology annotation, biological process: protein O-linked glycosylation via mannose. Gene Ontology annotation, molecular function: dolichyl-phosphate-mannose-protein mannosyltransferase activity.
ACUUGGAUUACAUUAAAAUAGUGCUAAUUGUAUGAGAAACACCAUGUCUGCAAAUUCAAAUAGUACUUUACAACGGCGUAAAGCGUCUAAAAGCAAAUCAAAACAUUUUAAUGACAAAGAUCAGUUAAUAACCGCUGUCGCAGAGCCCCCCACGACGUCACAAACUGAUAAAAACGAAAGACUUCAAUCGAACAGAGAAAGCAACAAACUUGAAAACAAGAAAAACUAUACCACUGCUAACUGUUCAGCGACUGCAACGGCUGCAGUAGCAGCGGCUACAACAACAACAUUUACCACCACAAUACACAACUUAUGCAAUGGAAAUAUUACACCAAUAGUAAAUUGUUGUCGUGAUAUAAAUUGUUGCUUAAAUGCAACAACCACAGCCACAUUAGCCACUUGCCAGCCACUCUUAAGAGACUCCACAACAACAAUAUCAAAAGAGUCUAGCCUACGACGUUCAAUAUCCAGCUCUAGAUCAUAUUUGAGCAGUGAAAAAGUGUCCAGACCAGUGACACCAGAAAAACACACACAACUGGAUAGCAUCACUUUGGAGCCGGAUAAGUUUGUUUUACAAAUUAACUUGGAUAUAUUUGCUUGGACUCUAUUUGUGUUGGGCUUUCUAACGCGCUUCUAUAAACUAUCCUAUCCCCGCAAUGUGGUCUUUGACGAACUGCACUAUGGCAAAUUUAUCAGCCACUACAUAAGAAAUAUAUUCUUUUUCGAUCAACAUCCGCCGCUGGGCAAACAGAUUAUUGGCUCGGUAGCUCAAUUCAUUGGCUUUAAUGGCAAUUUUUCGGUAUCACGUAUUGGUUCGGAAUAUAAUGAAGAUAUACCCAUAUUUUGGUUACGUUUUGUACCGGCCUUGUGUGGCAGUCUCUUGCCCAGUACUGUCUAUCAUUUGCUGCUAGAGGCUGGCAUUUCGAAAUGGUGCUCUUUGUUGGGCGGUCUUUUGAUUGUUUUUGACAAUGCUCUGCUCACCCAAUCGCGGUUUGUUCUUAUGGAAUCUAUGCUAUUGCUGUUCUGUUCGGUUGGUUUAUAUUUUUUGCUCAAAUUCCAAAAAUCACAAUUUCCUCAAAUAAGUUGGUUGUUAUAUGGUGUGGCAGCGUCCUGCCUGCUGACCUGUGCUAUGUGUGUGAAAUAUGUGGGAUUUUUGACGUUUUGUUUAGCUGCAUAUUUGAUCUUACGCUACUUUUGGAAUUUGAUAUAUGAUGCUACAAAAACGACAUUCCACUUACUACUACAAUCUGCCGUACAAAUUUUUAUAUUUACCAUCAUACCGAUUUGUAUUUAUUUGGGUAUAUUUUACAUACAUCUGAACACUCUCUAUCGUGCUGGACCACAUGACAGUGUCAUGACCAGUGCUUUUCAGGCUUCCUUAGAAGGCGGUUUAGCCUCGAUAACUAAAGGUCAGCCCAUAAAAGUGGCACAUGGUUCACAAAUUACACUCCGGCAUACACAUGGUCGUACAUGUUGGUUACAUUCACAUGCUCACGUUUACCCAGUACGUUAUCCCGACAAACGUGGUUCAUCGCACCAACAACAGGUGACAUGUUACUCCUUUAAAGAUGUCAACAAUUGGUGGAUUGUUAAAAGGCCGGAACGUGAUGAUUUGGUAGUGGGUGAUGAACCCGAUGCAAUACGUCAUGGUGAUAUAAUACAGCUGGUGCAUGGUAUAACGAGUAGAGCUUUAAAUUCUCAUGAUGUGGCAGCACCUAUAACACCACAGUGUCAAGAAGUUUCUUGUUACAUUGACUAUGAAAUCAAUAUGGAAGGAGAGAUUUUGUGGAAAGUUGAUAUUCUCAAUAAGGAUACGGAGGGACCAGUUUGGCAUGCUAUUAAAUCUGAGGUACGUUUAAUACAUGUUUCAACCGGAGCUGCUAUGAGAUAUACCGGACGCCUGUUACCUGAUUGGGGUUUUAAUCAGCAUGAAGUUGCUGCCGAUCGUGUUAUAGAUCAUAAAGAUUCCAUAUGGAAUGUUGAAGAGCAUCGUUAUACGAAAGCUACAGACGAACGCGAACGAGAAAAACAACUACUUGCCGCUGAGAUGUUACCCACGAAACCCACAGCUCUCACAUUUUUCGACAAAUUUUUCGAGUUACAAUCGAAAAUGCUUUGGCAUGGCCCACAAAUUCAAGCCCAUAUGUAUAGUUCAGAGCCCAUGGAAUGGCCGUUACUAUCUAAGGGUAUAGCCUAUUGGCUGGAUAACAAAUCCAAUGGACAAAUACAUUUACUAGGCAACAUACUAAUUUGGUAUACCAGCACUAUAAGUGUUUUUGUCUAUAUGAUUUUGGGUUUAUUUUAUAUUUUACGUCGACGUCGUUUAUGCUACGAUAUCGAUCAGUCGGAAUGGCAGAAAUUUCUAUCUGUGGGUCAUAUAUUUUUUGCCGGCUAUUUAAUACAUUUUCUACCCUAUUUCUUUAUGGAACGUACUCUGUUUUUACAUCAUUAUUUUCCAGCAUUUUUAUUUAAACUUCAACUACUGUGCUAUGUAAUCGAACACAUAGAUUAUUUGUUGCGACGCUAUUGUGGUUUCGCUUUAUGGAUGGUACGAUCUUAUCGUUUGGGUGUUAUUAGCUGGUUUGUGGCCGUUGUCUCGGUUUACAUACGUUUCUUGCCACUGAGUUAUGGUUUGCAGAAGUUAACGGCUGAAGAGGUUACUAAAUUGCGCUGGAAAGAUACAUGGGAUUUUGUCAUACAAAGGGAUAUAGUAGUACAUUAAUCGUAUGAUUUAAGUUGUUUAAAUUAUGUAUGUAUAGGCCGGAAAAUAAAAAUAAAUUGUAUUUAAUAUUUGUUAAUUAAAUUAAAAUUAAGUUUAAGUAAAAAUUUAUACACAAAUAUAAUUAUUUAAAUACAUAUUAAAAUUUACUUACAUAUAAA